UGACUCGAUCGCCGGAAGUCCUCCGAGCCUGGCGGGUCCAGAAAGCCGUCUGUUCGGUUCGGCAGUCAGGAUGGCGGAUCGUGCUGCUCUGGAGGAGCUGGUGCGAAUUCAGGGAGAGCAUGUGCGGAGUCUCAAGCAGCAGAAGGCCAGCGCCGAGCAGAUCGAAGAGGAGGUGGCAAAACUCCUGAAACUAAAGGCACAGCUGGGCCCUGAUGAAGGCAAACAGAAGUUUGUGCUCAAAACCCCCAAGGGCACCAGAGAUUACAGUCCCCGGCAGAUGGCAGUUCGGGAGAAGGUAUUUGAUGUCAUCAUCAGCUGCUUCAAACGCCAUGGUGCAGAAGUGAUUGAUACACCUGUGUUUGAACUAAAGGAAACACUGACUGGAAAGUACGGAGAAGAUUCAAAGCUUAUCUAUGACCUGAAGGAUCAGGGUGGGGAGCUGCUGGCCCUUCGUUAUGACCUCACUGUCCCUUUUGCUCGGUAUUUGGCAAUGAAUAAACUGACGAACAUUAAGCGCUACCACAUAGCAAAGGUUUAUCGCCGGGAUAACCCAGCUAUGACCCGAGGUCGUUAUCGUGAAUUCUACCAGUGUGAUUUUGACAUUGCUGGUCAGUUUGACCCCAUGAUCCCUGAUGCAGAGUGCUUGAAGAUCAUGUGCGAGAUCCUGAGUUCACUUAAGAUAGGCAACUUCCUGGUCAAGGUAAAUGACCGGCGUAUCCUAGACGGAAUGUUUGCCAUCUGUGGUGUUCCUGAUAGCAAGUUCCGAACCAUCUGCUCCUCAGUGGACAAGUUAGACAAGGUAUCCUGGGAGGAAGUAAAGAAUGAGAUGGUGGGAGAGAAGGGCCUUACACCAGAAGUGGCUGACCGCAUUGGGGACUAUGUCCAGCAGCAUGGUGGAGUGUCCUUAGUGGAGCAGCUACUCCAGGAUCCUAAACUGUCCCAAAACAAGCAGGCAUUGGAGGGCUUGGGAGACCUAAAGCUGCUAUUUGAAUACCUGACCCUCUUUGGCAUUGAUGACAAGAUCUCCUUUGACCUGAGCCUUGCUCGAGGGCUGGAUUACUAUACUGGGGUCAUCUAUGAGGCAGUGCUGCUCCAGACCCAAACCCAGACAGGGGAAGAACCCCUGGGUGUGGGCAGUAUAGCUGCUGGAGGGCGCUACGAUGGACUUGUAGGCAUGUUUGACCCCAAAGGGCGCAAAGUACCAUGUGUUGGGCUCAGCAUUGGAGUGGAACGGAUCUUCUCCAUUGUGGAACAAAGACUAGAGGCUUUGGAGGAAAAGGUCCGGACCACAGAGACACAGGUCCUUGUGGCAUCUGCACAGAAGAAGCUGCUAGAGGAAAGACUGAAGCUUGUCUCAGAACUGUGGGAUGCUGGGAUCAAGGCUGAGCUGCUCUACAAAAAGAAUCCAAAAUUACUGAACCAAUUGCAGUACUGUGAGGAAGCAGGCAUCCCACUGGUGGCCAUCAUUGGCGAACAGGAGCUCAAGAACGGUGUCAUCAAGCUCCGUUCAGUGACUAGCAGGGAAGAGGUGGAUGUCCAAAGAGAAGACCUUGUGGAGGAGAUCAGAAGGCGAACAAGUCAGCCUCUCCGCAUCUGCUGAACUGAGGCAGCUAGCAGAGGAAGCGGGGCUGGCGUUAUUUGGGCUAAAACAAAACUGCAUAUGUACUUAAACAGUUUUGUACAUCUCUGUUCCAGCAGAAACUGAAGGAUGGUCAGAAUAGAGGCUUUUUGAGGUUUUAUUAUCUUACUAUUAAUCACUGGCAAAAAAUGGCCAAGUACUACAACACUUUCUAAGGGAGGUAGGGGAGGUAUAGGUAGAUAAUGCUGUCGCUGCCUCAUAAACUUGGGAUGGACCUGAGAUGGCCUCAUAUGCAGAGCUUCACAGCAGAUCCAGCAGAUGUCUCCCCACAACCUACAGCCAAAAGUCCAAUAAAUGUCUCUACAGCUGAA
Molecule: messenger RNA, 1950 nt
Organism: Nannospalax galili (Upper Galilee mountains blind mole rat)
Lineage: Eukaryota; Metazoa; Chordata; Mammalia; Rodentia; Spalacidae
Gene: Hars1
Product: histidyl-tRNA synthetase
Exons: 14
Coding region: 71-1600 (509 amino acids)
Biological process (GO): histidyl-tRNA aminoacylation; mitochondrial translation
Cellular component (GO): mitochondrion
Molecular function (GO): identical protein binding; histidine-tRNA ligase activity; ATP binding
Source: RefSeq, a predicted model, not a curated record